Messenger RNA from Megalops cyprinoides (Indo-Pacific tarpon), 6297 nucleotides. RefSeq names its product zinc finger protein 236-like. Lineage: Eukaryota; Metazoa; Chordata; Actinopteri; Elopiformes; Megalopidae. Gene Ontology annotation, molecular function: DNA-binding transcription factor activity, RNA polymerase II-specific; RNA polymerase II cis-regulatory region sequence-specific DNA binding. The transcript has 32 exons. The coding region runs from base 16 to 5625 and encodes 1869 amino acids. Gene Ontology annotation, biological process: regulation of transcription by RNA polymerase II. The record is from RefSeq and is a predicted model, not a curated record. Gene Ontology annotation, cellular component: nucleus.
UUGAAACCUGGAACUAUGCCGCGGGGCCGACCUCGCAAACUGAGGGACAAAACCAACGAUGAAACAGAAGGAUUGCAAGAGUCCAACCCAGAGAAUUCUGGUUUCAGCCAUGCAGACACUAGAGAGAAGAAGUGCACUGUGUGCUCUCUGUCUUUCACCAAAGAGAGUCAGCUUCAGCGCCACAUUCGGGAUCAUGAGGUCAACGAUAAGCCGCACCGCUGCGACGAGUGCCCCAUGUCCUUCAACGUGGAGUUCAAUCUCAAGCUGCACAAGUCCACCCAUGCCACCGAGGACCCCACCUGCCCCGAGUGUCAGAAGAAGUUCUCCCGAGUGGCCAGCCUCAAGUCCCACAUCAUGCUCCACGAGAAGGAGGAGAACCUGAUCUGCACCGAGUGUGGGGACGAGUUCGUCCUGCAGAGCCAGCUCAGCCUGCACCUGGAGGAGCACCGCAAGGAGCUCUCCGGGAACAAGGUGUACACCUGCAAGACCUGCGGCAAGGAGUUCAAGAUGUCCUCCCAGCUGAAGGAGCACAUGAAGACCCACCUGAGGAUGAGACCAAUUAUCGGCAGUUCGAGAAAUUACAAGAGAAACAUUGACCGGAGUGGCUUCACAAACGCCUGUCUACACUGCGGGAAAACGUUUAAGAAACCCAGCCAGCUGGUACGACACAUUCGGAUACACACAGGCGAGAGGCCGUACAAGUGCACUCACUGUGGGAAGGCCUUCAACCAGAAGGUGGUCCUGCAGACGCACAUGGUGCGCCACACGGGCGAGAAGCCACACCUCUGUAUGCUGUGCCCCGCCUCCUUCUCCCAGAAGGGCAACCUGCACUCGCACAUCCAGAGAGUGCAUUCAGAGUCAAAGGGAGUGCCAUUGUUCCCGUGUUUGGACUGCAGCUGUGUGUUUAAAAAGCUUGGCAGCCUCAACGCUCACAUAAGUAAGAUGCACAUCUCCAUCAUUGAAGAUCCUCCCCACACACAGGAGGUGGUGGAGGCGGGGCAGACAGUAACGGGGGCCGACGGUUCGGCAGGAGUGACCGACGUCAUCCAGCAGCUGCUGGAGCUGUCAGAGCAAGUGACAGGGGACAGUGCCCAGGCCCCUCCUCCAGUGCCGGCCAUCUCCAUGGAAACGGGCAUCAACCAGGACAUCUUACAGCAAGCCCUGGAGAACAGUGGCCUGAGCACCAUCCCGGUCCAGUCGCACACCCAGAACAGUGGGGCGCCCAGGCCAGGAAUGACAGCCCAGAACCAGGCUACUGAGGGGCCAGCCUCCGUCCCUAAUAAGGGCCCCAGCCCAGACAAGAUCAACAGGAAGGAGAAGAGGAGCAUCUACAAGAAACCCAUGCAGAUGCCAGGCUCCAUCAGGGAGGAGAACGGCGUCCGGUGGCACGUGUGCCCCUACUGCUCCAAGGAGUUCAAGAAGCCGAGCGACCUGGUGCGCCACAUCCGCAUCCACACGCACGAGAAGCCCUUCAAGUGCAAGCAGUGCUUCCGCGCCUUCGCCGUCAAGAGCACGCUGACGGCGCACAUGAAGACCCACACGGGCAUCAAGGCCUUCGAGUGCCAGUGCUGCCGGAAGUGCUUCUCCACCUCGGGCAGCAUGAAGGUGCACAUGCGGCUGCACACAGGAGUGCGGCCAUUCCCCUGCCCGCACUGCGACAAGAUCUUCCGCACCUCGGGCCACCGGAAGACCCAUGUGGCGUCGCACUUCAAGAGCGCCCAGCAGAAGAAGCAGAAGGGCCCGCGGAGGCCCCACAAGACCCGGUCGGCCCGGAGCAGCCUCCCGCCCCCGGACAUCCCCCUGCACGAGCCCAUUCUGAUCACGGACCUCGGUCUCGUUCAGAACCAGAACCCACGCCUCUCCUUGCAGCAGUACCUGGACAUCGUGGAGAACGACCGACCCUACAAGUGUCCCUAUUGCAACAAGGCCUACAAGAAGUCCAGCCAUUUGAAGCAGCACGUGAGGUCGCACACGGGAGAGAGGCCCUACAAAUGCCUGCAGUGCAGCAAGGGCUUCGCCUCCUCGGGCGUGCUGAAGGCCCACAUCCGCACCCACUCCGGCCUCAAGGCCUACAAGUGCCUGAUCUGCGACAGCACCUUCACCACCAGCGGCAGCCUGCGGCGCCACAUGACCACGCACAGCGACCUGCGGCCCUACAUGUGCCCCUACUGCCAGAAGACCUUCAAGUCCUCGCCCAACUGCCGCAAGCACAUGAAGACGCACAGAUAUGAGCUCGCCCAGCAGCUGCAGCAGCAGCAGGCCUCCGCCGACGGCCCCUCCCUGGACGACCCCAUGGACGGAGCGGGCGUGGCGGCGGGCAUGCAGGUGGAGAUGGAGGGCGACGCGCUGCAGCCGCCGCCCGCCGUGGGCGCCGAGCAGCAGGGCAUUCUGGGACUGGGCCAGGCGCAGGUGGUGGGCGCGCCGCAGCAGGUGGCGCUGGAGACGCAGCUCGGCGACCAGCCUCUGGUGCAGGAGGACGACGCGUUCGUGACGUCCCAGCACGCCUUGCCGCAGAACAUGGGCCAGUUCGAGACGCAGGCCCUCCCCCAGCAAGCCUUUGACCAGCAGGCCCUGGCGCAAGGGUUCACCAUGGCCGAGGGCUUCACCCAGCAGCCCCAGUUCCCGGCGGUGCAGCAGCUGCAGGACUCCAGCACCCUGGAGUCGCAGGCACUGACGCCCAGCUACCACCCCCAGAACCUGCUGCAUGUGUCCGGCGCCGAGGUGACGAGCGGCCUGCUCCAGGAGCCAUCCCAGAGCGACCUCCAGCUGCCAGCUCAGAGGCAGGACUUCCACGAGGAGAGCGAGGACAACAGCAGGAGAGCAUACAGGUGUUCCAUCUGCAACAAAGGCUUCAAGAAGUCCAGCCACCUGAAGCAGCAUGUGCGCUCCCACACCGGAGAGAAGCCCUACAGGUGUAACCUGUGCGGCCGCAGUUUCGUUUCGGCCGGCGUGCUCAAAUCUCACCUGAACACACACACGGGCGUGAAGGCCUUCAAGUGCAACGUGUGCGACGCCUCCUUCACCACCAACGGCAGCCUGAACCGCCACAUGAUCAUCCACCUGAACAUGAAGCCGUACAAGUGUCCGCUGUGCGAGGAGACCUUCCGCACCAGUCUGCUGUGCAGGAAGCACAUGAAGAAGGACCACAUCGGUGGAAACAGAGUUCUGGAGGAUGACGGUGAGGAAGAUGAGAGCUCAGAGCGGGUCACUUCGAAGCGGAACCGCACCGGGAUCAUCACCUUCACGGAGGAGCAGACGGCCGAGCUGGCCAAAAGCGAGCCCAGGGAUGGGGCCUCUGUCUCGGAGAAGGUCCUGGCCCAGUCGGCCGCCGAGCGUGAUCGCAUCAGCGAGAUCAAGGACAAGGCUGUGGAGCUCGAGACGGAGCCGAAGUUUGCCAACCGCUGCAACUACUGCCCCAAGAGCUUCAAGAAGCCCAGUGACCUCGUCAGGCACAUCCGGAUUCACACAGGAGAGAAGCCCUAUAAGUGCGAUGAAUGUGGAAAGAGCUUCACUGUCAAAUCCACCCUGGACUGCCACGUGAAGACUCACACAGGCCAGAAGCUGUUCAACUGUCACAUGUGCAACACGGCCUUCUCCACCAAGGGCAGCCUGAAGGUUCACAUGCGUCUCCACACGGGCUCCAAGCCCUUCAAGUGCCCCUUCUGCGAGCUGCGCUUCCGCACCUCCGGCCACAGGAAGACCCACAUCCAGUGCCACUACAAGCCCACGUCGGAGAACAAGAAGGCCAAGAGGUCCUCGGACAGACAGCAUGGGCAGCACGCCCCGCCCCAAGCUCCGCCCCCGCCACCAGAGGCCUUGCCCCCGGUCAGUCUGCUCCAGACGGGCCCCGCUGACCCUGGGGUCUACAUCUCCAGCAACCCAGUGCUCACGGGCCAGUUCGAUCAGAACCUCCUGCAGCAAGGCCUUGUGGGACAGGCCAUCCUGCCUGCCUCCGUGUCCGCAGGGGGCGACCUGACGGUGUCUCUCUCAGAAGGCCUCGCCACCUUGGAGGGGAUUCAGCUGCAGCUCACCUCAGCCAACCUGGUGUGCCCCAACGUGCAGAUCUCCGGCAUCGACACCACCAACAUCAACAACAUCACCCUCCAGAUCGACCCCAGCAUCCUGCAGCAGACCCUCCAGCAGGGCAACCUGCUGUCUCACCAGCUGACGGGCGACUCCGGCCUCGCCCAGCACUCGGCCACCCACCUGAUGGCGGGCGACUCGGCGGUCCCCGCCAACGUGGUGCUGCACCCGCUGACCAGCCUGUCGCUGCAGCCGUCCAUUGCCCCCGCCAGCGUCAGCAUCGCCGGGCUGGCCGAGCGGGACGGCAGCGGUUCCCAGGACCUGUCGCACGUGAUGACGUCACCGGGGUUGGUGACGGCGGGCGGCGGCGGGCAGGAGAUCACGCUGACCAUCAACAACUCCAGCCUCAGCCAGGUCCUGGCCCAGGCACAGGCCUCUGCAGCCGGGGGCUCCGCCCCCUCCUCCAGCAACCCGCAGGAGAUCACGCUCACCAUCACUGGUCAGGACCUGAUUCCUCAGCACGGCGCGGCCGGCGGCGGCGCGGAGAUGAGCGGGGGCAUCAGGCUGGCGUCUCCCAUGAGCACCCAGGCGGCGGGCGGAGCCACGCUGACCAUAGCCAAUGACCAGCUUCUACCUCAGAGCCCCACCAGUGCGGGAAUCACGGUCAACAGCCUGCCUCCGGCCACCUCUCUAUCGCAGGCUGCCGUGUCCUCCCAGAGUCUGGUGAUGUCAUCAACAGGCGUGGCCAGCGAUGGCAGCGUCACCCUCACCCUGGCGGACACACAGGGCAUGCUGUCCGGUAGCCUGGACGCGGUCACCCUCAACAUCGCCCCUCAGGGCCAGCAGUUCCCGGCCAUUCUCAGCGAGUCCAGUCUUCCCGGGCAGCCGGCUAACUCCGCCCAGCAGGUGAUCCUCGUGAGUCACCCAACACAUGGCACUGUGGGACCUCCUGACGACAGUUUCCGGGUCCCAGAGGUGAACAGGCCGCUGGGGAAGGAGGGGUCCGCUGACAGUCAGCCGGCUCAGAACCAGUGCUUCUACUGCAACCAGGUCUUCCUGACCGCAGUCAUGCUGCGGAGACACUGCCGGCAGGCCCACGGCAAAGAGCGCUGCCACGUCUGCAGAGUGUGCAACAAGGCCUUCAAGAGAGCCACCCACCUCAAGGAGCAUGAGCACGUUCACCAGCAGGGGCCCUCGCUGAGCUCACAGAGGCCACGCAUCUUCAAGUGCUCCUCGUGCGACAAAGCCUUCGCCAAGCCCAGCCAGCUGGAGAGGCACAACCGGACCCACACAGGUGAGCGGCCCUUCAAGUGCCAGCAGUGCGACAAGGCAUUCAACCAGAAGAGCGCUCUGCAGGUGCACAGGGUGAAGCACACCGGGGAGAAGCCGUACAAGUGCGAGGUGUGCGGCAUCAGCUUCACGCAGAAGAGCAACAUGAAGCUGCACGUCAAGCGGUCGCACAGCUACGGUGGCGGACAGGAGGUGCCCAUGGAGCAGGGGACGGAGGGCGAGGAGGAGCCGGCGCCGGAGCUGGACCUGGAGGAGGUGGUGCAGGAGUCCUCGGGCGACUGGCAGUGCGGCAUCGCCAACGUCUUUCGGUAGCGCCCCCUGUGCCCUGGAGGAAUCCCAUCUCGUCACUGUUGUUUUUUUUUUACAGUAGACACGGACUGAAGUACAGUGUCACACUGACACAUUCAACUCUGACUCAUGCUAAGCGCUAACAUAUCUUUGCCACGAAAAAACGCGAUGUAGCCACCCAGGCAACGCCAUGGACCGCUAUGACUGGCUCCUAAGCAUUAGGGCAGAGAGAUCAGGAUAAGCUCUGGAUAAGAUGCGGUACUUCUGCAACACGUUCCUCCCAAAGAGCCGGCCUCUCCAGAGUGUGUCUCACUAAAGCCGAGGUGCGAAAGCUUCUAUCCACAGAACAGCCAGAGUCCGUGUUGGGAAGGAUUCUCGAGAUAAUAUAACAUCAGGUUCCAUUACACAUUAGGAUCGGCUCUUGAAGACGUGACAAAGUACUUUUCCAAAACCUUGUUGCUUAUUUGCCUGUCUAUAUACCCCAUUCGGAUUAUCUGUAAAUCCGCAGGGGGCGUCGAGCCGGUGGAGGAGAUUUGAUUUGAGCAAAAUCCCUUUGUUUGGACCGGCCUGACCGACGUGAAAGGUGCAGGCUUUCAGCGCAGCUCAGUGUAUCAGUAUUCUCCUCUGAUCUGAUUGCUCACCAGUAUAUUUCUCAGGGGGACGUUUGUGUGUUUGUGGGUGGGUGUGUGUGUGUGU